Molecule: messenger RNA, 3493 nt
Organism: Danio rerio (zebrafish)
Lineage: Eukaryota; Metazoa; Chordata; Actinopteri; Cypriniformes; Danionidae
Gene: cybb
Product: cytochrome b-245, beta polypeptide (chronic granulomatous disease)
Cellular component (GO): plasma membrane; membrane
Molecular function (GO): oxidoreductase activity
Source: RefSeq, marked provisional
GCCGAGUCCUCUUUCUGUCUUGUGGCUCACUUUCUCUCGAUCUCAUCUCCUGAUCUUCUCUUUCAACUCUGCUCAACAUCAUGGGAAACUUUGCUGCAAAUGAAGGACUAUCCGUUUUUGUUAUCCUGGUAUGGCUCGGGAUCAAUGUGUUUCUCUUUGUAUAUUUUUACAUGGCCUUUUUGAUUGACAAAUACUACUAUACUAGAGUCAUUCUUGGGCAUGCUCUCUCGUGGGCCAGAGCUCCAGCUGCAUGUCUCAACUUUAACUGCAUGUUGAUCCUGCUGCCGGUCUGCAGAAAUCUGCUCUCGUUUCUCCGAGGAUCUAUACAGUGCUGCAGCCGCACUGCAGCUCGACAGCUUGACAGAAACAUCACUUUCCACAAAUUGGUGGCCUACAUGAUUGCCUUCCACACAGCCGUCCACAUCAUAGCCCACCUGUUUAACUUUGAGAGAUUCAUGGACUCUCAGCUGAUGAUCAACAGCAGUCACCUGCCGUAUGUGCUCUCUCAGAUUGGCAACAAUGACAACAGAUCCUACCUGAACCCCAUCAGGAGCAAUGACACGAACCCGACCAUAGUGAUGUUUACGACAGUAGCAGGAUUGACGGGUGUCGUGAUCACCCUCGCCCUCAUCCUCAUCAUCACCUCCUCCAUGGAGGUCAUCCGAAGGUCCUACUUUGAGGUCUUCUGGUUCACGCAUCACCUGUUUAUCGUCUUUUUCAUUGGAUUGGUGCUUCAUGGAAUCGGGCGUAUUGUUCGAGGCCAGACUGAUGCAGAUCUACACGUUCAUGACCCAACUAUAUGUCACAGCAAGUUUGAGAAGUGGGGCCAAAAUGGCACCGACUGCCCAGUACCCAUCUUUGCAGGAAACCCACCAAAGACAUGGAAGUGGGUGGUUGGCCCCAUGUUCCUGUAUGUCUGUGAGAGACUGGUGCGCUUCUACCGCUCGCAGCAAAAAGUGGUCAUUACUAAGGUUGUAACGCACCCUUCCAAAACCCUUGAGCUGCAGAUGAAGAAGAAAGGCUUUAAGAUGGAGGUGGGCCAAUAUAUUUUCAUGAUGUGCCCGUCGAUCUCUCAGUUAGAAUGGCAUCCCUUCACCCUCACCUCUGCCCCGGAGGAAGACCACUUCAGCGUGCACAUCCGAAUCGUAGGGGACUGGACGCAGGCACUUUACUCUGCCUGUGGAGGGGAUAAGACUGCGGUGCUGGAUGCUUGGACACUACCAAAGAUGGCAGUGGACGGGCCGUUUGGGACAGCCAGUGAAGAUGUCUUUCGUUAUGAAGCGGUGAUGCUGGUUGGUGCUGGUAUUGGUGUGACGCCCUUUGCUUCUGUUCUGAAGUCUGUCUGGUAUAAACACGUCCAGGAGAACCAAAACGUCUUCACUAAAAAGAUCUAUUUCUAUUGGCUGUGUCCGGAGACUCAGGCUUUUGAAUGGUUCGCUGACCUGCUGCAGAGUUUGGAAAAGCAAAUGUCUGACAAAAACAUGAGUGAUUUCCUCAGUUACAACAUCUAUCUAACACGCUGGAAAGAUGCUGAGGCAGCUCAUCUCAGAGUUCAAUAUGAAGCGGAGGACGAUCCUAUCACUGGGCUUAAGCAGAAAACUCGCUAUGGAAAACCCAACUGGGACAAUGAGUUCAGUCUCAUUGCAUCCCAACACCCUGGUACAAAAGUAGGUGUAUUUCUGUGUGGUCCUACUGCACUGGGAAAAGCUCUGAGCAAGCAGUGCCUUUCACACACUGAGGGCGGAACUGAGUUUAUUUUCAACAAGGAAAACUUCUGAUGUGCUGCAAGAAACAUCCACUGUUUGGACAAAUCAUGUUUGUGAUAAAAUAUGGGGAACAUUGUUUUAUUUUGUUGGUUUGUUCUCUAACAACUAUAUCUAUGCAGUGCUGGAUAUAAAACUGACGAUAUAAGAGAAAUUUUAUUGGCUGUAAACCUUGACACCGGUUUCCGUCCCAUGCCUAGUCUGGAUUACGCAAACAGAUUUCAAAGAUGAAGUAUUUAUAAUUUAAAGUUAGAAAUCAGAUUACAAUCACUUUUUAUGGAUUACAUGAUUAAAUAAUAUAAUCCUAAAGGUAAUUUCAAUACCAUUUUAAGACUUUCUAAAGACCUUCUCAGAAUAUUUUAAGAGCUCAUCUCCACUUGAAGUUCUAAUCAGUAUCAAACCUUUAACUUAAACAUUUGUUAAUAAACAGUUGUAGUUAAAUAAAUCAAUGGAGCACAACCAUGCAACAGAACUCAGAUAAGCUCAGAAGAAACAAAGCUUGAAGGAAUAAAUUACGUGGUUGUUUUCAGCAUUAGGCUUCAGCCACUGUUUAAACUUGUCUUUCUUCAACCAGGCGUACACAUUUUCCCAUUUUGCCGUCCGUUUCUCUACACUCGGAGUGCAUCACAUCACCUUCCCACGUUUGGGACCAGGGGCAGCCAAGCUGGAGCAUAUACUCUGGUCCGGUGGAGCUUGGCCAGACACGCCCAGCCCAAACCAAUCGCAUGGAUCGAGGAAAACGAUAUAUUUAUGCUUUUUUGGAGUCAAACACUUUGGACAACGCUUAAACAAAAUUUAUAUUUAUGACGAAUAUAAAAAUGCUCACAUAUAUAGUACAUGAAUGUCACAGCCAUAUCAGCCCAAGACCGCUUACUCACCGAAGCUAAACAGGGCUGAACCUGGUCAUUACCUGGAUGGGAGACCACAUGGGAAAACUAGGUUGCUGUUGGAAGUGGUGUUAGUGAGGCCAGCAGGGGGCGCUCAACCUGUGUUAUGUGUGAGUCCUAAUGCCUCAGUAUAGUGAAGGGGACACAAUAAACCUAUUUAACACAUUAAACCGAGGUCGUGAUUCUCUGUGGUCAUUGUAAAUCCCAUGGCACUUCUCACAUUAUUUAGAUUAGGGGUGUAACCCCAAUGUCCUGGCCAAGUUCACUCCAUUGGCCCUUACCCAUCAUUGCCUCCCAAUAAAUAUAUUUAUGCCGUUUUGGAGUCAAACACUUUGGACAACGCUUGAACAAAAUUUAAAACAUCGUAAAGACUUUUAAAAUACAUUUAAGGACCUUGAUUUUGUCAUAUUUGGUUUAUCGACUUUUAAAACUUUUAAGAACCCACGGAAACCCACCCAUUUCAAACCUAGAGGAUCUUGGCUGUGUAAUGUCAGUGCUGUUUUAACAAAUAUUAAUAUUUUUGUAUUUUAGGGAUUUCCAAACUUCACUCAAAGUAUUUUUUGCUGCUUGUUUAAACUACUUAUGAAUUUACACAAAUCUUGCGGUCUUUGUUUUAUGUUCAAUCCACUUAAAUUUGUAAAAAUGUAUUUAACUUAUCGAUUUGUGUUGAGACAAUAUAACGGAACUGUGUGGAAAUCAACAUUUUUUGUUUGUUUUGAGUAUGUCCAGUUUUUGUUGGAUAAUUUAAUCCAAUUAUGUGAAGCCCUUCCCCCAUCCACUGUUUUAACUAAUAUUUCAAUAGUGUAAUACACAUUUUGCAAAUAAACAAUUACAUCAGCCCUA